AUGCCUCGCAAUGGGUUAGCUGCUGGGUCGGCAAUUCCCAUGUCCAACCAGGCCGGUGUAGCUGGUGCCGUGACUCGAUUUUGCCAGCGAUCGUACGCGGUGGAUUAUAUCGCGUUGGUAGUUAUUGCAGCAGGAUGGGCUCUGAUCCAGCUCUUCGUGGACCCAUUCCAUCGCAUGUUCUCUCUCGACAACAAAUCCAUUCAAUAUCCCUUCACUGUGGUUGAAAGAGUGUCGAUUGUGUGGUCCAUUAUCUACGCCGGAGUCAUCCCUUUCGUGAUCCUCGUCCUUUGGGCGGCCAUGUUCCGUCCCGGUGCGCAUAAAGUCCAUGUGACGAUUCUCGGGUUUUUCGUGGCUUUGAUGCUAUCCACGUUCCUUACGGAUAUUAUUAAAAACGCAGUUGGGAGACCUCGGCCAGAUUUCAUCUCACGCUGCAUCCCCCGCAAGGGCACCGCAAAAGAUGUGCUGGUCGCAUAUACCGUUUGCACCCAGACCAACAAUCAUAUACUCCAGGAAGGCUGGAGGAGUUUCCCAAGUGGCCAUAGCAGCUUUUCAUUUAGUGGUCUUGGGUAUCUGACUAUUUUCUUUUCUGGCCAGAUGCACGUAUUCAGACCGAGGACGGAUCUCGCUAGAUGUCUUCUCGCCCUUGCCCCGCUUCUGUGCGCACUGAUGAUCGCCAUUUCACGUCUUGAUGACUACAGACAUGAUGUGUAUGAUGUUACGUGUGGCUCGAUUCUGGGCGCGGCAGUGUCCUAUUUCUCUUAUCGCCGUUACUAUCCUUCGUUGUGGGCCAUUAGUUGCGAUGUUCCACACAGUAAAACCGACCUGGUCGACCCUGAUGGGUUUUCUAAGCUGCCUGGGGAUGAGGAGCAGCAGAUUGAAGGGCGUGGAUCUAUUCCGCGAAACUGGGAGGAUGGAGAGACUUAUCAGCUUGGAGAGGCAGUGGAGUCUCGGAGGUAG
Aspergillus wentii DTO 134E9 is the source of this 957-nucleotide messenger RNA. Its product is annotated as phosphatase PAP2 family protein. Lineage: Eukaryota; Fungi; Ascomycota; Eurotiomycetes; Eurotiales; Aspergillaceae. Gene Ontology annotation, biological process: phospholipid metabolic process. The record is from RefSeq and is a predicted model, not a curated record. The coding region runs from base 1 to 957 and encodes 318 amino acids. Gene Ontology annotation, molecular function: phosphatidate phosphatase activity. The transcript has 4 exons.